CACAUGUACAAUACAUGCAAGUAAAACAGACGAACCAAGCCAUCGGCGCCCACCUGCAUGUUGAAUCGUCCCAGCUGCGAGGUUCGGCUUUAUUUUCUUUUCUUAUUCCCCUUGUCGUCUUCCCUCGCCGGCCGAGAGAUCCAGGGGAAACGAAAGAUGGAUCGCCGUGACAUCCAUCAUCCAUCGUCCACGGAUCGGAAACCCACGAGGGACGUACACUACGUUGGGUGUGUGCCCCAUGGGCCCGUCCCUCCGUCGCAUCCAUCUCAUCUGACAUUAGGCGAAUGCGAGCAAGUCCAAGCCACAUGGCCCACGUUGCAUUGGGCGGCCUUUCUACGCUAGUGUCCAGUCUAUGAUGCACUACUCCGUACA
Messenger RNA from Colletotrichum navitas, 372 nucleotides. RefSeq lists its product as uncharacterized. NCBI's taxonomy places the organism in Eukaryota, Fungi, Ascomycota, Sordariomycetes, Glomerellales, Glomerellaceae. Bases 58 to 342 code for a protein of 94 amino acids. The record is from RefSeq and is a predicted model, not a curated record. The transcript has a single exon.